This is a messenger RNA of Ctenocephalides felis (cat flea), 3121 nucleotides long. Its product is annotated as DNA repair endonuclease XPF-like. The record is from RefSeq and is a predicted model, not a curated record. Lineage: Eukaryota; Metazoa; Arthropoda; Insecta; Siphonaptera; Pulicidae. The transcript is spliced from 16 exons. The coding region runs from base 36 to 2924 and encodes 962 amino acids. Gene Ontology annotation, biological process: resolution of meiotic recombination intermediates; double-strand break repair via homologous recombination; nucleotide-excision repair involved in interstrand cross-link repair. Gene Ontology annotation, cellular component: nucleotide-excision repair factor 1 complex. Gene Ontology annotation, molecular function: single-stranded DNA endonuclease activity; single-stranded DNA binding; damaged DNA binding.
UAAUAUUAAUUUAAUUAAGCUGUGAAGGAUUUAUUAUGGAGUCUUCAGAUUCUGAUGAUCCACCAGAAGUGGAGUCAAAGGUAUACCCAAAUUUGGGAAUGCUUGACUAUGAAAAGGAAAUAUUUUUAGAUGUUAUUCAUGCAGAUGGCCUUGUUGUUGCUGCUAGGGGGUUGAGUUGUAAUGUUAUUGUACAAAAUUUAAUGAAGGUAUAUUUAGAUCCAGCUAAUCUUAUUAUUGUUAUUAAUGCAUCCAGUUUUGAGGAACAAUACUUUAUCAGUUUCCUCAAUAGUGAACAUACCCAUGUAGCAGCAACUACCGCUCAAGAGAGGGAAUCUAAUUAUUUAAAAGGUGGUAUUCAUUUUGUUUCUACUAGAAUUUUAAUAGUUGAUUUGUUAAAGGAACGUGUACCAAUAUCAUAUAUAACAGGAAUAAUUGUUUUACAUGCUCAUAGUGUAAUUGAGUCAUGCCAAGAAGCAUUUGCUUUGAGACUAUACAGGCAAAACAAUAAGACUGGAUUUAUUAAAGCUUUCUCUAAUAAUGUUGAAUCAUUCACAUUCGGGUAUGGAAAUGUAGAAAACGUUAUGAAAUCUCUUUUUGUAAAAGAGUUGCAAAUAUGGCCGAGAUUUCAUAUUUCUGUGACUAACUGCCUGAAACAAUUUGAACCUAUUGUUAUUGAACUUCAUAUUCCGAUGACGGACAAAAUGGUUAGGUUACAGACCUGUCUCUUAGACCUUAUGAAUUUUACUUGCAGGGAAUUUAAGAAUAAAGAAAAAAAUAUUGAACUUCAUGAAAUAACAGUUGAAAACUGUUUAGUAAAGCAGUUUCAAAAGAUUUUGCAAACGCAACUGGAAUGUAAAUGGCAUCAACUUAAAACUACUACAAAACAGUUACUGCAGGAUUUGCAAGUUCUCAGAAGCCUUAUGGUGGAUAUGAUGUAUUCCGAUGCAGUUUCAUUCUAUGCUAAAAUGAGACAAUAUCGAACAGCGGAAUAUGCCAGAAAGAAUUUGAGUUGGAUUUUAUUAGAUUCUGCUGAAACCAUGUUUGAUUUAACAAAACAAAGGGUUUUUAAUGAUAAACAAGAAUUUGAUCCAGAAUUUUGUCCAAAAUGGAAAUUUCUAUUAGAAAUUCUUCGAGUUGAAAUUCCUGCCCAUAUAGGUGAACAUCAAUCAAAAAGCAGUAAUACAUCACAAAAAAUAUUGAUUUUGUGCAAUAGCCAACGUACAUGUGCGCAACUUCAAAAUGUUCUGAAACUUGGCCCAGAAAAAUAUUUAUUUGAAAAUGCAUUGAAGGAAGAAAUAGAUUUAUCUAAAGUUUCCAAGCAAUUUUCAAAUUUCGAUGUAAAAGCAGUUUCAUCAUACUUCAAAAUUACAGGAAAUUCACAAGCUAACACAACAGAUGAAACAGAUAAUGUUAGAACACGUUCGAAAGCUACUUCUACAAUAUCUUCUAAGUCUGAUGGGAAACCAUCUAAAGGAAACGUUUUAUUGAGAAAUCUUUGUGCAGAUUCUGCAAAUAUAAAACUAGAUGAAAAUAUUGAGCAAGCACAAAAUGAAGAUGAUUUAAAUAAAGUCUUAGAAACUGAGGAUAAUGCUUUUAAAGAAGAUAUAAAUAAAUCUUGCUAUCUACUCACAUACACGCAAGAUUUGUGUGGGUCUGAUAUUUUGAAGAAUAGUACACAGUUAUAUGAAGAUUUUGAUGAAAUGGAGAAUAUGGAUAUGACACGCAUAUCAGAAGAUAAGCCUAUGAUUUGCAUAUUUUCAUGCAGGUCUAUAGAUGGAAAUAUGGAUCUGACCAAGUUGUUAUUUCAAAUGCAACCACAUUAUAUUAUUAUGUAUGAAAAUAAUAUUUCUGCAGUUAGGCAGAUUGAGACUUACGAAGCAAGAUUGGGAAGACCGUCACAAGAAAGAACUAAAUUAUUUUUUUUGAUUCAUAAUGGUACAGUAGAAGAACAAUCUUACUUAACAAAUUUACGUCGCGAAAAAAGGGCAUUUGAUUUUAUAAUAGAAACGAAAAAAAACAUGGUGGUUCCAGAAUAUCAAGAUGGAAAAAGUGAAGGAAAUUAUUUACUUAAAAAAAUAACGGCUAAAAGUCCACAAAAAAGCACACGACAAGCAGGUGGACAAGAAGAAUCAGAAAAGCCCGAAGUCAAACCAAAAAUAAUUGUAGACAUGCGUGAGUUCAGAUCUGAUUUGCCUGGUUUAAUUCAUAUGCGUGGCAUUCAUAUAGAACCAGUUACAAUUACGGUAGGUGAUUACAUUCUAACACCAGAAAUAUGUGUGGAAAGAAAAUCAGUAUCUGAUUUGAUUGGAUCUCUCAAUUCAGGAAGGCUCUAUAAUCAAUGCAUUCAAAUGAGUAGAUAUUAUAGUAAACCUAUGCUCCUCAUCGAGUUUGAUCAGAAUGGACCUUUUAAUUUACAAGGACAUCAUUUAGUUUCUAAUGACAAGGCAGGUAUAGGCACAAUGCAGAAAUUGCAGUUGCUGACAAUACAUUUUCCAAAAUUGAGGAUAAUAUGGUCUCCUGGUCCAUAUGCCACUGCUCAAUUAUUUGAAGAAUUGAAGCAUGAUAAAGAGCAACCCGAUUCUAAGCAAGCUGCAAUUUUGGGCACUGAUGCCGACACUGUUGACAUUGAAUAUGCAACAGACCAUUACAAUACGGGCAUUUAUGAUUUUCUUAUGAAACUGCCUGGAAUUAAUAGCAAAAAUAUUGGUAGAGUUAUGAAUUGCGGCGGAUCACUUGAUCAAUUAAUAAGAAUGACCAAGGAUGAACUUGUUGAACUGUUAGGUAAUCAAAAAGAUGCAGAAAUGUUUUGGGAUAUUGUUCAUCUAAUUCAUAAACCAGUUGAUAAUGAAAUCAAAUCCAGUUCUGCCACAAACAGAAAACUUCGUAUGAAAAGUAGAUUGGGCAGAAAUUUCAAAAAGACGUAAUAUUUUAAUGAUUUAUUUUAGGAAUCGCUUAUCAAUCAUUUAACUUUUUAAUCUUAAAUGAAAUAGUUUCCACAUGUAAUAAUUUAAGUAGAGCAACUUUGUACAUAAAUUUAUCAAUUUUACAGUUAUCUUAUUUGAUAUUUGAUACUAAAUAUUUUUAAUAUUGAAAUAUUUUAACAUCUGAAAGUACAAGACAA